ACCUCUGGACCCUCAUUUUCCAUGUGGGUAUUAAUACCUGAUUUCAAUACUGAAAGACUGUUCCUUUUUUGUUCCCAAUGGCUGCAGUCACCUCCUCUUCUCUCUUGAGGAACUGUGCAGCAACAACUGUAAGAGCUUUUGUGACUGUGAAAGCCUCCAACCCCAAUUUCAGAACUUUCCUUCUUCCUCUUCACUCUCGCAGGUCCCUGUGUCGUGUUAGCGCUACAAACAAUGAAGAGGCUGCUGCCAAGGUAGCUGCAGCAAAUGCCGACAGUGGAGCUCCAACAAUAUUUGACAAGAUCAUAGCAAAGGAAAUCCCAUCAACCAUUGUAUACGAGGAUGAUAAGGUCCUCGCAUUUCGGGAUAUCAACCCACAGGCUCCUGUGCAUGUUGUUAUCAUCCCAAAGAAUAGGGAUGGGUUAACAGAGCUGGGAAAGGCUGAAUCUAGGCAUGUGGAAAUAUUGGGUCAACUUCUGUAUGCUGCAAAAAAAGUUGCUGAGAAAGAAGGUAUUCUUCACGGGUUUCGUGUGGUUAUCAACAAUGGUCCAGAGGGAUGUCAAUCUGUUUAUCAUCUUCACUUGCAUCUCCUUGGUGGGAGACAGAUGAAAUGGCCACCUGGUUGAAUAUGCAAAAACUGACGGACAGUAAAGGGUGAUCUUAAUCUUCACUGCAUGAGGAAUCAGAAGACAAGAAGAGAUAGCUGUGGUAGCUUUUCUUAGUUUGGGUAUUGUUUCUCAGUUUCUUAAUACGUAAUGUAACUUAAUUAGAAGGAUGGUAUCGUUUUGGUAUUAUUACCUGUCCAAUAACACACCCAUUUUGAAACGAUUUGCAUAACGAUGCACGAUUCAAUUUAAAGUGUUACAUGGCCCCAGUAUAACCCCACAGGAUGAAGUUGAACUGAUCAAGUGCUCUUCAUUCUUCCCAUGUUGAUAGGUAGUAGAUGAUACUAGCAAGAGUGCCCGCGCUUUGCUGCGGGAUGCAAACUGUAACGAUUAUUCUUUUCCUAUUUCGUAGGUUUAAAAAGGAGAUGAUGUUAAUUGUAACAAUUAUUCUUUUCCUAUUUCGUAGGUUUAAAAAUGA
Messenger RNA from Rosa chinensis, 1080 nucleotides. Its product is annotated as 14 kDa zinc-binding protein. Gene Ontology annotation, biological process: purine ribonucleotide metabolic process; sulfur compound metabolic process. The coding region runs from base 78 to 623 and encodes 181 amino acids. The transcript has 6 exons. Gene Ontology annotation, cellular component: cytoplasm. Gene Ontology annotation, molecular function: adenylylsulfatase activity. The record is from RefSeq and is a predicted model, not a curated record. Lineage: Eukaryota; Viridiplantae; Streptophyta; Magnoliopsida; Rosales; Rosaceae.